AUGCCGGACCACCUCCUCGACCCCGUCGCUCGCCUCCCCGUCCUCGCCCCUUCCCGAUCCAUAACUGGAUCGGGGCACGACCCCGACGCCGCCAUCGCCCCGCGUGCCUCGGCCUCCUCCUCGUCCCGUGCCGGGGCCGCUGUUCCUGCGCCGCGCCAUCGACCCCGUCGUCUCGCCGCACUCAUCGCCGGCAACCCGGACGCCGCCCCUUCAUCGUCCUCCUCCCCGAGCCCACUGCCCAUCCCCUACGGCCAUCGUGAGCCCCUCCUCUCCUUCUCUCUUUCCCCCGCGCCCGUAGCUCACCCGCUCCGGCGCCCGUCGCACGCGAGCCCCGCUCACUUGCCGCCCUUGCCAUCCGCCGUCCCACUUCGCUCUGCUCGCGGACGCGCCCUGCCUCGCUUCGAGACCACGCCCGCGACCUCCCGUGGCCGCGCCCGUCGCGCCUGCGCGACCUCCCGUGGCCGCGCCCGGAGUUCUGCUCCCCUGCGCCUGCUCCACUCCCUCCGCCGCCCUGCGCCACUCCGGCCGGCCGUGCCUCGCCGGCGCUGA
This is a messenger RNA of Aegilops tauschii subsp. strangulata, 549 nucleotides long. NCBI's taxonomy places the organism in Eukaryota, Viridiplantae, Streptophyta, Magnoliopsida, Poales, Poaceae. The record is from RefSeq and is a predicted model, not a curated record.